This is a messenger RNA of Orbicella faveolata, 2357 nucleotides long. RefSeq names its product TNF receptor-associated factor 2-like. The record is from RefSeq and is a predicted model, not a curated record. Gene Ontology annotation, biological process: regulation of apoptotic process; signal transduction; regulation of canonical NF-kappaB signal transduction. NCBI's taxonomy places the organism in Eukaryota, Metazoa, Cnidaria, Anthozoa, Scleractinia, Merulinidae. Gene Ontology annotation, molecular function: zinc ion binding; tumor necrosis factor receptor binding. Gene Ontology annotation, cellular component: cytoplasmic side of plasma membrane; plasma membrane signaling receptor complex.
CUAGCCCCUUUAAGCGAGCUGAGACACGCGUUAUUUUUACCACGUGCGGUAAUUGUGACGCUUGCAAUUUUAAAGCGUGGUGUCAUCGUUUUGAAUACUUAAGGGAGUUCCCCGCGCUCAACCCGUCACCAAGUUAUGCAAAUUUAGCACGUACCCAUGCAAAUUUAGCAUACUCCAUGCCAAUGAUAGCCUGCGUUGGCGGACAUGUCACAAAAUCCCCGGACUACACCGACGGUUUAGACUGUCAGCGACGCACGCUAUGUCAAUGAUUAUAUCCUUUAAAAUCUGGGACCUUCUUCGCGCAAUCCAAGUUUUCACCGGCUUGAAAUAUGAUUGAAGAGUUUCAUACGUACUAGACAUGACAACAUGGGAUGCAUCGCUGGUCGAUCAGACAAAAGGUUCUGCGCUGUUACAGAGCCAUCUUGGUUGAAUCAUUCUUUUGUAGUUGUUGAAUGUAAGCCGGUGGCGUUGGACGUGGGAAGAACAAUUCUAUCGAUUAAAUGCAAUCUAUCGGUGAAUCAUGACUUUGCUACGCGAAAAUAUUACUGCAAUUGGUGUACUGACUACCAUUCUGUCGACACCCAGAUCUGCAUCGAAUCCCGGCAAGGAAACAACGUUCAGUUGAGCCAUGCCUGGAUACAAUUUGGCUUCGGUUGAUCGAUCAAGGAUCGACAAAAAGAACAUGUGCCCUAAAUGCGAUGGACUUCUUAGAGAAGCUGUACAGACCAUAGCUUGUGGACACAGAUACUGCAAAACAUGCGUGGAUACCAUGCUAAGUCAGGGAGACGGAAAAUGCGUCAUCGAUGAUUUAGCUAUUAGACGAGAACAGGUUUUCUUGGACCGUUUUGUGGAGCGAGAGAUCCAGUCAUUAACUCUUCAUUGCGUUAACCAGGAACAAGGUUGUGAGUGGAAAGGCGAGCUGAGGAAUCGAGAGGUUCAUGACGCUGUCUGUGAGUACGUUAAAGUACCGUGCGUUCAUUCCGACUGCGGUGAACUGGUGACCAGGGCAAAGCUCGCGGAACAUCUUGAGCAGGCUUGUCAGUACAGAAUGGUAACAUGUCAGUACUGCCAAGCUCCUAUCGUUUUUGCAGUAAUGAAGAAACACCAGGAGACUCAGUGUCCCUCGGUCUUGAUUGUUUGCCCAGAGUGUAACAGGAAGGACAUUCCUCGUGCACAGAUGUCUGCUCAUCUUGAUCCAAUGUCCGGAGACUGCGAAGAGAUGCAAGCACCUUGUCCAUUGACGCAGAUUGGAUGCUCUGAAACUAAAAUCAUGAAGCCGCAAGAAAGGAGGAUUCAUGAAGAGAGUGCCAGUGCUGCUCACAUGAUGCUCCUCUUUCAAUCAGUCAUGCAACUCUUCUCUGUGGUUGGCAGAACCUUGCAGGGUUCCAAUCGAGUCAAUGUCAGAGAGUUGAACUUACCAUCUCAAGAAGAAUUGGAGAGAUGCGUUAAACAAGUGGAGAACGCGUUGAAAGAGAACAAAGAGUUGAAAUCAAAAUUGUUGCAGCAAGAAAACCGUAUUCGACAGCUGGAAGGCGCAAGACAGGGAGAGCCAGUUAUUGCAGGCUCAGCAUCGGGGCAAGAAUCAACGAGGGAGCUAUCCCGGAGAAUUGAUAACGAAGAGGCAAAAACAGCUGACCUAGAAGUUCUCAUCGUUGAAGGGAAUCGGCAAAAUGAAGAUCUUCAGCGGCAAGUUGCUACCUUAGCAAGAGGGCAGGAAAGUUCCAAGGAAACAAUAAACCGCUUACAAAGGCAGUUUGAGUCCGUAAGUCACUCGCUGGCUUUGCGAAAUGUUACACUAAGUGAUUUGGAGGAAUAUGUCCGACAGCAGGAUGUAUCCAGCCACGACGGAAUCUUAUUAUGGAAAAUUUCCGACUUCACUAGGAGAAGACAAGAUGCACUCUCUGGAAAUCAGGUGUCUUUUUACAGUCCGUGUUUCUUCACCAGUCGUUAUGGAUACAAGAUGUGCGCGCGCAUCUAUUUAAAUGGCGACGGCAUUGGCAAAGGAACUCACAUCUCGAUCUUCUUUGUUGUCAUGCGCGGUCAGUAUGACGCUUUACUCCGCUGGCCAUUCAGACAGAAGGUCACCUUCAUGUUAUUGGAUCAGGAUAACGUUGAACACGUGAUCGAUGCCUUCAGACCUGAUCCCAGCAGCUCCUCCUUCCAGAGACCAAGAAGAGAAACCAACAUCGCCAGCGGAUGUCCCACCUUCUGCCCUCUAUCCGAGUUAAACAACCACGCCUAUGUCCGAGAUGACACCAUGUUCUUGAAGAUUAUUGUUGACACCACAGAUCUGUGAAGCUAUUACGAUCUCGUAGACUGGUCAAAAGUACGGUUUGCUGAUAUUAGAAACUUAAGGA